Clonostachys solani is the source of this 2421-nucleotide messenger RNA. NCBI's taxonomy places the organism in Eukaryota, Fungi, Ascomycota, Sordariomycetes, Hypocreales, Bionectriaceae. The record is from the annotation of a GenBank genome assembly.
AUGGAAGAUUCCGGCACAAUCGCGGCAUGGGCCGCCUUGGCAGCUGCUCUCCUCGCUCUGGUUGUCGCACUGGCCCAAGCAAGCCAGCAGUAUGUGGCUACAGCGCACAGCAUGCGCAAGUGCGAGAAGUCGGUUUGGGGCCCGAUGCCGGGCCACCCAGGGCGACGCGUCUGGGUCUGGCGACAGCUGCGCUUCCGUGUUGUCUUUGACCUGCCGAAUAUUUUCAUCCCGAGCGAAUACUGGCCUGAGCAGGGAAAUACACGGCAGUUCCCCGCCAGUCGUGUCACCUCGCUGCCCGCCCCAUUCGAUCGCCUGGCAACAGGUACUGCACAGACGGCAGAUCCGGAGAUGGCCGAGGUCCGUAACUUUUCCGAGGCUGGCUGGGUCGCCUUCUCGAGACACGUCAGCUAUGUUUGCCCGUCUAGCGUCAAGGUUGGACUUCAACGAGGCGACAUCGAUCGCCUACCAGCAGACCUGGCGGUAGUCCCAAUGCAGGUCAGCCUCCGGGACGUGAUCGUGUUGGGGCUAGCAAUGGGUAUGACGGUUGUGACGCAGGGCAAUGAUUCCAUCGACAUGAGCGGGCCGUCUGGUGUGAUCAAGAGCAGUGAUCACCCUUUCCUGGGAAAGUUGUUGCACUUCACAGCCUUUUCGAUGGCGCCAAAGCUAAGUAUCAAAAACCUCUUGACCGGAAAACUUAGUCAUUCCUGGAUGUUGAGGCUGCAUAAUACUGCGACGAUUGCAAUGCAGGAGUACGACGAACCCAAACGUCGGUAUUAUGAGCUGAUGGGAAUGCGGUGGCGGAGUCAUCGGACACAGCUGCCUACGAGACACUGGAGCGACAGCGAUGGGGAUAGUGUAGACCAGCUACAAAUUGCUUUCGUCGAUACUGAAGGGAACUCUCACAACGUGCCUAUCGAGGAGUGUGAGACAUGGGAGAUUAAACUAGGGGACUAUAUUUCGACAAACCCUGACGCCGGUAAUCCCCCCGAGGCGCCUGGUAACACAGUCCCACCCCCCGAAGCCCCAACAAAGCCUGUUGAAGGUAAAGUGGACGUUGAGAUGCAGGGGAAACAAGGAAUGACGGAACUGAAUGCCGCCAGCAUCCCAACUAGGACGUCCGCUCCAGCUAGUACAGAGGACGGGGAGGAUGAUAACUCAGGAUUCCAAACAAACAAAACCAUACCAAAGUCUACAACUUCUAUGGCAAUAGUUCGUAGACGACGACUUUCGCGCGAGGGAAAAUCCAAGAGCAGGCCUUUAUCAACAUUGCUAGAGCAAGCCCCUGAGUCUGAUGUCUCCGAGCAUGAGGCUCCUCACAUUAGAUCCCGACCUUACGUCCGGUAUGUCAAAUCUGAUCCUUCUGAUGUGCCUGGGCCCGAGGCUCCUCGCGUUGUUCAUCGGAGUCGUUCCCCGGUCUUCAGGCUUAACUCCUCGGACUCGGACUCGGACUUGGGCAUGCACUCCUCAUAUUACAGACGUGCGGCGUUCGAUACGCAAGAGUACUGGAACUUGAAGCGAGAAGACGCCUACGUGAAUAGGCACACGCGCUACUACGCCCCGAACCCACCUAUCCUCUCGUUUUUCUGGGCCGCACAGCUUGACGUCGAGCUCGGCCCCUGGGCCACGCCGUGGGCGAGGGGCUUGUACACGGAUUGUAGAGAGGCAUUGAGCAUGCUGACAGAGAUUGCCCUGGCAGGGCUGCGGCAUACGGCGUUGAAGGCGCGGGGUAAGCGCUCCGAUGUGAGCCUCGUGGACAAGGAGAUACGCUACGUGAGCCUGAGCGACUCGGUGCUCCUCAAAGACCUCUGGGUGCAUCUCCGCCAGGGCCGGCACACAUGGCCCCCGUACGCGACGAAUGCACGCACAGGCUUCGCCACGACUGAACUCGAGCACGGAAACGCCGAAAUAACAGACUUUGGGGCCUUUGGCAAUAAACUCUCUCUUCCUCCUCUAUGGCUGCUGGAGUCCGUCCGGUCCGAAGCACUCCAUGACAAGGGUCAUGUUGGCGCUGCCGCUGCGAGUGUGCCCCGUGACCGACUCCUCGAGCUGGCCUCUAUAGACUACUGGCUUUGGCAGGCGAGUGAAAAGGUGCCCGCACUGUUCGAGUCUUCAACAGAUGGAGCAAACGUGCUCACGAAUGCGCCAGCCAUGGUGGAGGAGGUGUGGCUUGUAUUUGGUGACGACAUUAUGCAUCGGUGGAGAAAACAAUACGAUCGUGGUCAAGGAGAUGCUCAUGUGACGACUAUGGCUAGAGACAUAGGAAAGCAUUUCGGCAAGCUCUUACACACGCCAGCCGAGCGUUACUUUGCUUGGGUAGCGUUGUUGCGAGCCGCCAAGACUAUGGAAUGCAUAAAGGGGGGUCCAGAAACGUACGAUAUUACGGAUAUGCUUCAGUCGGACCAAUUAGUUUACUUAUUAUAA